Messenger RNA from Fomitiporia mediterranea MF3/22, 1417 nucleotides. RefSeq lists its product as uncharacterized. The record is from RefSeq and is a predicted model, not a curated record. Lineage: Eukaryota; Fungi; Basidiomycota; Agaricomycetes; Hymenochaetales; Hymenochaetaceae. The transcript has 3 exons. The coding region runs from base 1 to 1278 and encodes 425 amino acids.
AUGAGAAGAGACGAGGUCAUCUCAGUUCACCUCGUCUCUUCGGCGCUAUCGACCAUCAUGGCGCGAAAGACAGCUGGGAACUCGAAGGGCUCGUCGAAACAGCAAGCAAAGUCGAAAGCUAGUGCUAGUGAUAAUCAAACUGCCAGAUCAACUGCUGUCGCCGAUGACGCUUCGUCUACUACUCGUGCUUCCGUGAACACCCCUACUACCGCUCCUGCUCCUCCUCCACCUCAAAAUGCAAACGCAAACGCGAAUACGGGCACGAAUGUAGGCCCGACCCUAACAUUCCGCCUCCUCUUCCUACUCAUCCCGCUGUUGCAAAUGUUGUGGAGUGCUGAGGCGCCUUUGAGGCCGUUUAGUGCGAUUAGGGAUAGGGUGACUGGGGAGUUGGUCGGGGGUAGUGGGGAGUUGAUUGUUCCAAGGGUUAUGAUUCUCCUUCCUGGGAGUGGGGAUAGUGGUGGUGGGGAUGGAUGGAUGAGAGACGUGGAGAGGGUGAUGCCUACGAUUGGGUUGUUGAGUGAGGAGAAGAGGAGGGAGUAUUUGGGGUUGUGGGUUGUUUCUUUGGAUCCCGAUGAGGGGAAGGGCGAGGAAGGAAAAGGAGAGGAAUGGGGGGGUGAGAGUGAGAGGGCGUUUUGGGAUGUUAUGGGUGUUGAAGAGAGUAGAAGGGCUAGAGUUCCAGUUGAUCUAUCGAAACUUAAAGCUGCAAACUGGGCUCCGAAUGGCAUAGCUGGUGCGGUCUUACCGUUUAUCUUGGAAAAUAAAAUAGAUACGAUCCUUACGUUCGACGAACAUCUAUCGAACGACCCGUACCGUACCGCCGUUUCUCGUGCGCUCACAUCGCUCAUCGACUCACCAGCUAUCAAAGCUGCCCUAUCCUCCCAUUCCUCCUCCCCAUCCUCAACCUCUACCAGUACCGACUCAAAAGAGGAGUCAGACUCAUCUGCACCUCCAAAGAGUACAAAACGACUCCGAGUCUUCCACCUCCUCCCCUCCUCCCCACUCACAUCCCACCUCGGCCCGCUAACACCCAUAAUUGCACAUUUAUCCCUCGCCUUACGUACGUUGUUGAAGAAUGAGAAGGAGAGGAUUAGAGGGAGUACGGUUUUUGUUAGUGAUGUGAGGGGGUAUGUGAGGAGUUGGAAGGCGUUGCUUUCACUCUUCAAAUCGAAAGGCUUGAAAGGAGGGGAAGGAGUGGAGGGGGUUGUUGGUGCGGCGGUGAGGGUUGUAGGGUGGGUUGUGAAGAGGGAGAUCUGGGUUAAUGAAUGGGUAGAGGUUUGAAAGUCCAGAAAUAAUUGUUUGGCAUGAGGAAUAUAAAGAAACGUAGAAGGUCCCUACCCGCCUGCAGUGCCAAAUUCUUAUAUAUAUAGCAAUCCGUUUCUUUUGUACUGUAGUUUCUUAUGAUGAUUUAAGAAUCUUA